Molecule: messenger RNA, 990 nt
Organism: Aspergillus niger
Lineage: Eukaryota; Fungi; Ascomycota; Eurotiomycetes; Eurotiales; Aspergillaceae
Exons: 3
Coding region: 1-990 (329 amino acids)
Molecular function (GO): oxidoreductase activity
Source: RefSeq, a predicted model, not a curated record
AUGGGUACUCCUAUCACCGUGGGCGUGAUAGGUGCAACGGGUAAAACAGGCCGGUCUGUGGUAGAUGGCCUACUUUCCUCACCGACAAAAUUCACUGUCACAUCAUUUACCCGUGAGGCGUCAGUCAACAGCCAAGCCAACGAAACCCUCCAAGCAAAAGGUGUCCAGAUUGUCGGCUACGACCUGAACGGUCCCCGGGAGGUCCUAGUACAUCAACUAAAGAAAAUCGAUGUCCUAAUCUCAUGCAUUACCUGGGAACAUCUUGAAUCUCAGAAUCCAUGGAUCGAAGCCGCCAAAGAAGCAGGGGUAAAGCGGUUCGUGCCAUCGGAAUGGGUUGGACCGGCACCCAGAGGCAUCAUCGACAUCAAAGACAAGAAGCUUGACAUCCUGGGCGUUAUUCAACGCGUGGGCCUUCCAUACACUCUCAUCGACGUCGGAUGUUGGUUCCAGGUUUGGGUACCCAAGAUUUCCUCCGGUCGGUCGGACCACGCCCAUUCGAUUUACAUUGACCAUCGGAUCGUUGGCGAUGGCAAUCAGAAGUUUGGGUUGACGGAUAUGGGGGAUAUUGGGAAGUAUGUCGCGCAGAUUAUAUCAGAUGCGCGGACGUUGAAUCGGCGUGUGUUUGCGUAUACCGAGGUUCUGAGUACGAACGAGAUUUGGGAUACGAUGGCAACGGUCAGCGGGGAGAUACCUCCGAGAGACUAUGUGUCAGAGGAAGACCUCAGGGAGAUUAUUGAAUCGUGUGGGAAGAGGUGGCAUGAGCAUGGCGCUAAAGUCGAUAUCAUGGACGUUGCCAAUUACAACAUGGGCCAAUACCGCAUAUCAUGGUGUAUUCGAGGUGAUAAUACCCCGGAGUUUGCAGACUAUCUCGGGUACCUCGACUUCUGGAAGCUGUUCCCAGACUUCCCAAAGGUCAGGUCGUUGAAGGCAUUCUACCAGCAGGUCGUCACGGGGCCCUGCGCGGGGUAUGGACCAGCAACAUCUGAAUGA